Pomacea canaliculata is the source of this 3942-nucleotide messenger RNA. RefSeq names its product homeobox protein Hox-B3a-like. The record is from RefSeq and is a predicted model, not a curated record. Gene Ontology annotation, biological process: regulation of transcription by RNA polymerase II. Gene Ontology annotation, molecular function: RNA polymerase II cis-regulatory region sequence-specific DNA binding; DNA-binding transcription factor activity, RNA polymerase II-specific. Gene Ontology annotation, cellular component: nucleus. NCBI's taxonomy places the organism in Eukaryota, Metazoa, Mollusca, Gastropoda, Architaenioglossa, Ampullariidae.
GCUCGACUUGUCUUGGCAGUGGGGACACCUCCGAGCUGCCGGUGGGGAGGCUGCCGGCAAGAAGCAAAGCAGCAGGUCUGCCGACCGGCAACGGGUGGCCAGGUGAGGGCAGCGCUGUGUACCCGCUUUGGAGUAUCUGUUAUUUUAAGUGGUGGUUUUAAGGAGAGAACAUUCCAAAGGAAGUUUCUUUGAAGUUUGGCAGUUUUCUCUCCGGUUAUGUGUCCGUGUGGUGCAUGCUGGACCUUGGCGCUGCAAACCUCGUUGCAAAGAUAAAUCAACCCUCGACAGGCACGGAACUACAGCGAGCUCACGAUUUGCACUUCGUACAGGAUUUUACACACACAAAAACCUCGGAUGCAGUCUGGGCACCUGAAUGAAACUUGGAUCGCUCUCACUGGAGACUGGCGAGAGCAAAGAAUGUAGCAGUGUCAGGAAGCUUGGUGUACUUGAGAACAACUCGUGGACAGACAGACUGCGGCGGUCAGAGGAGAAACAACGGUACCUGUCACACAACAGCCAGGUGUUGGAUAAUGACAUACAGCAGAACACCACCAAGGAAUCGCUCACAGUUCACUCUGAAAAGGGUUCUCUGUUCAUCAUGUGAAGAAUACUGCCUUGCUGCAAGGAAUAUUUAAUUUUUUGGGAGUGCCGCCAGUGAUGGAUGCUCAGGCCACGUCGUUCUACGCCCACCCGCAGGCUGCCCUGUACGGGCGGGAAGGUGGAGGGUACGGGUCAGGGGCGGGGGGAGUGGGUACAGUAACGGCCAACGCCGCGUACACGUCACAACCCCCCGCCUGCUACUACGCCCGCAACUCCGCGCCCAUGAUGUUUGGGGGUCAGCCCAUGUCCGUGGUCGAACACGUCACCAUGGGGCAGCCGCAGGGGGUUGGGGUCGGGGUGGACACCGGGGUCAUGUCGCCAGGUGACGGGUCACCGGCGGACGGGUACACCCUGACCCACUCCCACCUGCACCACCAGCACCUGGCGCACCCACACGGAAGCGGCUCUCUGCAGCAACAGCAGCAACAACAGCAACAACCGCAACCGCAUCCGCAGCAGGUGGGCGGCUCCCGCUUGUCCGCCCAGCCACAGACACGGAUUGUUGGUCAGCAGCGGACAGUUGCUGAGUCCGGUCCCCGCGCAUGUGCAGAACGCAAGCAUGCCGCACGUGGCUCUCCUGGGCGGCGAGACCGGACUGAACUCCUCCGCAUCCUCCUCCUCGCCCUCCUCGCCUCCACCCGUGGGAGUGCAGCCUCCGCCUGCCCACUCGCAGCCCUGGGCAACCAGCUGCCCACCCUGGGUGUCGUGGGGCCCCAGUCGGCCAGCACCCAGGAUCACGGGGGUGGGCAGCAUCAGCAACAGGCGCUGCAGUUUCCCUGGAUGAAGACCACGAAGUCGCAUGCUCAUCAGUGGAAGGCGCAGUGGCCAGGUGCCCAGUUCUCGCUGGAGGACGAAAACAAGCGCACGCGCACGGCGUACACGCGCGGCCAGCUGCUGGAGCUGGAGAAGGAGUUCCACUUCAACAAGUACAUCUCUCGCCCGCGCCGCAUCGAGCUGGCCGCCAUGCUGAACCUGACGGAGCGCCACAUCAAGAUCUGGUUCCAGAACCGCCGCAUGAAGUGGAAGAAAGACGAGGCCAAGCGACGCCCGCGACCCCUUCCGGCCACCUCCUCCACCACCUCCUCGUCGUCGUCGCCACCCGCCAGCCCGGCCGCCAGUCCCCGCAAGGAUCGCGACGACGAUGACCACGAUGACGACGACGACGACAACAACCACAGCGCAUGCGCAGAGGGUGGCGCGCGGGUCAAGGCCGAGAAGCGGUGCAGGGACUCGGAGGGCGUGGAGAACGGGCUGCUGAAGCGCGUGCGGGUCGUCCAGGAGGAGGAGAAAGACGAGAAGAACUUUGAUCUCAAGCGGUUGCAGUCCACGUGAUCUCGGCCUGAGUUCGUCAAGCUGAGAUGUGAGGAGAGGGAGAGGUGGAGUUAGUGUGGUGGUGGGAGGGGGAACGUCGAAAGGAUUCCACCCGCGUCAGGUGUCACGUGGGUAGGUGGAUGAGGAUGGGUGUGGGUGUAUGUGCUCGUGUUCCCGUGUGUAGGAGAGAGUCCUCGAUUGGGUGACUCGCGAAACCGAGACUGAAACAAGGUGUCAUGACACUCGCUGCCAAUGUAACAAGACAGGUGUUGGCACUGUGACAAGACACAAACUGACCACGUCAACUGACACAUAAACAAAACAUAUUGACACUGUAAAGACACGUUGCUGGUAUUGUGACACGUGUUAAAACAUGACACCGCCUGAUGGCCGUGGACACUAUCACAUCUGUACUCGCCAUGUGCUUACAAUGGAUCUACCAGUAAUGUGUGUUCGUGACAUCACAAGACAUUACAAGGUUGUAUACAUUACAUUCCUCAACAGACACCACAUCAACUCUCUAUUUUUGUUUUUGUUCAUGAGUUUUAGCGACUGAUGUGUCUUGUAGGUGACCAUCACAGUCCUGCGAAGACUAACUCCCAUGGAUGCAUACUUUAAAAAAUUGAAGCCUUGGGUAAAAAAUGUGGAGCAAUGGCGCAAGCUCUUGUUGUCCUAACAACCACCACUGACGCAUCUCCCUGAUGAAGACACAUCAACCAUCAAAUAGACCGGCGAGCAGCAAGGAGCAUGACGGAGAGACACAGACAGUUCUUUAGAUGUGAGUGAACUUUGCCUUCAGACCUGUAAUGUUUGAGAAAAGUGCGUGCAGGACAAGUAUCCCAGAUGGCGAUGUGCAGCAGGUAAGAUGCUGAGUUUGCAGGUGUCGCUCGGUGUAGCGAGGGUCGCUCGUAACGCGAGGUUAGUGCUCCGUGCGACCUUUGCUGAAACUUAGCGACUUUGUGACCUGUGACACCUAGCGACUUUUUUACUUACCUGUGAACUUGUCAUCAAAACAUCUAUUUGGUCUAAGGUAAAUAAAGACCAUUUCGUGUCAUGUGUGGUGGCAGUAUCCUUCCCUUUGAACAUUUGUAAACUUGAAGAGAGAAAAUUAUUUUAUCGUUCUAGAUUCUAGAAUUAUCUUCCUUUCUUUUCCACGAUUUAUGUGAAAACAUGUCUGUACGUGUGUAUGUGUGUGUCAAGGAAGGAUUCUGUUCCCAGAUAGUCUGCAAUGUACAAUGUCCUAAUUAGCGAAAUAUAUUUUUCUGCAUUCGCACACAGCUGUAGCAGAUUCACCGUAGAAUAAAUUUCACAAACCAGUGAGGGCUAAUGUGCAUGAAAUCUGUACAGUGUGUGAUAACUACAGCAAGAAGCCACAACUGCACAAAAAUUAAGAACCCCUACUACUCUGCCCACACACUCGCACGUGCGUUUGUAAAUGGGUGGCGAAGCAGUCAACACAUUAUUUACACAAUCUCAUGUUUUCACAAAUUUCAAGUGUUUGCUCUCUCUCUCUCUCUUUCUCGCACGUGAUCACAAAGUUCCAACAUUAGCGCCAGAGACAAACCUCAUCCUUUUAUUUUUUCUUCGUGCAUGCCAGUUUUUUUACCUGACCAACGCUAAUCAAACUGAGCUGUUGCUACAUUUUCUUUUAUGGUUUUCUAUAAAUUCUGAUUGUAAACAAAAUGUGCAUUUUACUCUGAAAUUCCAGUUUAGUCAGAUAUUUAAUAAGCGCGAGAGGUAGACUACCAACAUCCGAAACAGAAGGGUCAGAUUACCAGGGACUAUCACCCUUGCAGUGAUUUCUUGUGACUGGAUGUGAAGUGAUCAGGGAGUCAGACAUAUGUGUGUGUGGAGGGUGGAGAGUUUUGCUGACUGUUCCAGAGAACUCCGAGCACAUAAUCACUGGCAAGGGUGGGUGGGAUCUGGGGCUGAACUGGGGACAAAUUAUGCUAAAGAAAGAAAAAAAAAAAACAUCGCUCACCGCAUUGCCGAUGCUUGGUAACACACACACACCAAAACCGUUGCAACACC